GGAGGGUUUGAUCCGCGGGACCGUUUUUGUUCUCUUAUCUCUCACCUGGUUCCUCGCCCGACUUCCCUUCGUCAUCGCGCGUCACGCUGAUCCAGUGUCGAGAAGUGGAUUUCUUUCAAUUUUUUCUGGAAUUUAACAUUCUCGGUUUUACUCGUUAAAGGAUACUUAUUGAGGAAGGAUGUUGCGUUCGAUAACGCAAAAAUUUGCGUUCCUCUAUAAGCCUUACGCGUUGGCUCUAAUGUCAAUCGGCUAUAUCAUAGCAGAAUUGGGCCAUUUUCUGAUAGGUGUGACGAGCAAAGCGGUCGCCGAGGACUUGCAUUAUGGUGACAUAUCCUGCCAAUUUAAUUCAACGACGCUGACGGUGGCCGAACUUCCGGUGCCAUGCGAAACCGCGGAGAAUUCUACCUACUGCCAAUCCCUGGAAUUGAACGGGUCCUAUUACUGCGAGUGGAAUUACAAUGGCCUCGGUCUGGACUAUCAAAUCUUGGCGGGGCCCAGCUUCAUCGCGGUCUACACGAUCGUCGGUAUUAUCCUGGGAGUCGCGGCCGACAGAUACAACAGAGUGAAACUGCUGACCGUCUGCACUGUAAUAUUCAGCGUCGCAAUCAUCUUGAGCGGAGCUGUGAUUGAAUACUGGCAGCUCGUUAUUCUGCGAAUGCUUCUGGCGGCGGGAGAGGCGGGAUGCAAUCCGUUGGCGACUGGUCUUCUGUCAGACUGGUUCUCGGAAGAACAACGGGGCCUCGUCAUGUCCAUUUUCAAUUGGGGCAUUUAUGGCGGUUACGGCAUCGCUUUUCCGGUCGGUCGGUACAUACCUGGUCUGAACGCCUGGGACCUG
Messenger RNA from Trachymyrmex cornetzi, 835 nucleotides. RefSeq lists its product as uncharacterized. Gene Ontology annotation, cellular component: membrane. The annotation marks the transcript as partial. Gene Ontology annotation, molecular function: transmembrane transporter activity. Lineage: Eukaryota; Metazoa; Arthropoda; Insecta; Hymenoptera; Formicidae. The transcript has 6 exons. Gene Ontology annotation, biological process: transmembrane transport. The record is from RefSeq and is a predicted model, not a curated record.